This is a messenger RNA of Phoenix dactylifera (date palm), 1319 nucleotides long. RefSeq names its product tryptophan synthase alpha chain-like. Gene Ontology annotation, biological process: L-tryptophan biosynthetic process. NCBI's taxonomy places the organism in Eukaryota, Viridiplantae, Streptophyta, Magnoliopsida, Arecales, Arecaceae. Gene Ontology annotation, molecular function: tryptophan synthase activity. Gene Ontology annotation, cellular component: cytosol; chloroplast. The record is from RefSeq and is a predicted model, not a curated record.
AUGGCCCUCGUACCAAAUUGCAGCUUCUGCUUCUUUUCCUCAAGAAGAAGAUCUGGAGUCUAUACUCCUCUCGCCAACCAACUUCCAAAGGCUGCUCGUCCCAGCCUCACUUCUCCGGCGCUUACUCCUUCCACAAACCAAGCCCUGAAGACUUCUCUCGGCCCCUCUUCUCCGGCGCUCGGGAUCUCCGAAACCUUCUCCAAUUUGAAGAAGCAAGGGAAAGUUGCAUUUAUACCUUACAUUACCGCUGGCGAUCCUGAUCUAGCGACGACAGCAAGAGCACUGAAACUGCUUGAUCAUUGGGGUGCGGAUAUAAUUGAGUUGGGCUUGCCCUACAGCGAUCCUGUUGCAGAUGGUCCUGUAAUUCAGGCUUCUAGUAAACGGGCCUUAGCAAACGGGACUAACCCCCGUGCUGUCUUUUCCAUGUUAAAGGAGGUAGUCCCUCAAUUAUCUUGUCCGAUUGCAAUAUUUUCAUAUUACAAUCUAAUAUUCGUGCAUAAUAUGGACUGGUUCCUGUCUGCCUUAAAAGAUUGUGGCGUACAAGGUCUUAUUGUACCAGACCUUCCCCUCGAAGAGAGUGCAAGUUUGAGAAAAGAGGCCACUAGGAAGAAUGUUGAUUUAGUUCAGCUUACUACACCUACUACUGAAAAACAUAGAAUGAAAGCAAUUGCUGAAGCUUCAGAAGGAUUUGUGUACCUUGUGAGCUCUGUUGGAGUUACUGGUGCACGUCCUUCUGUGAAUCUGCAAGUACAAUUUCUCUUAGAGGAAAUUAAAGAGGUGACCACAAAACCUGUCGCAGUUGGCUUUGGCAUAUCAAAACCAGAACAUGUUAGACAGCUUUCAUUAUGGGGAGCUGAUGGCGUGAUCGUGGGUAGCGCCAUUGUUAAGCUAUUAGGAGAAGCCAAUUCUACUGAAGAAGGAUUGAAGCAUGUUGAGUCCUUUAUGACAUCCUUAAAAGAAGCACUCCCCUAAGUCAGCUAUCAUUUGUAUGAGGACUGAUAAAAAGUCACUGAUAUUUCUUAGCGUUGGUUGGUUUGUUAGUAAAAGAUAGCUGUCAAUUGGAAUGGUAACUUGGCACUAGUCAGUCCGAGGGGGAGUAUGUGUACAAGAAGGGUCAUCAUCUUUCAGGAGAAGAUCCUAUGUCAAUGAUUGUGAAUUGAAUUUAUCUCCUGAAUGUUUUUCAUAGCAAGGAUGUUAGAAGUCCUUUCUUUUUAAAUAAGUAAAAAUUUAUUGAAAGGAAGGCUGUUAGAAGGCUACUGGUAGUUGUAUCCAUGUAAGUUUCAUUGCAUCUACUAAUUUCCUAAUUAUUCAGUGUGAAA